UUGGAAUUACAAAGUAAGCACAACUUCUCUCUCACACACAAUGAAGCCCGGUGUAAAGUUAUCGUUGCUCCUGUUGAUCGGUUUGAUGGCUCUCCUGGACUCGACUUCGGGCUGCAGCAUGACCAACAACGAUGGCGUCGAACAACGAGAAGCUCUGCUCGCUGAUCCAUCAACGGCACCCGCACGGAGCAUGAAGGAUUACAGCGUCGAGGACAUCUACGCCGAUUGCAAUAAAACGUUCGCAAUAUCGAUGGAUUUUCUGAACGAACUGAACGACACCGGAAGCUUCCCGGAUGAAACCGAUAAAACCCCAAUGUGCUUCAUCCGGUGUUUCCUGCAGAAAGGUGAAAUUGUUACCAGCGACGAUAAAAUAAACAAAGAGCAAGCCGUCGCCCUGGGAUGGGUGAAGAACGGGGAAACCAUCGACGAUUGUUUGCAGGAAUUGACUGGAAAUCCGUGUGAACGCGCAUAUUUCCUGAUGCGAUGUGUCAGUACUCGGCAUUUGGUGGAAGGAAGGAGCAAAGACAGUAAGAAGCGCUAAGGGCCUCUUGUAAGCAUAAAUUGUAAGUUCGUAAGAAUUGAUCGAUUCUGCAAGUUUAAACAAAAAUGCACUAUUAUUAUACGGUUACAUAUAGAGACAUUGCACAAAAAUCUA
Aedes aegypti (yellow fever mosquito) is the source of this 655-nucleotide messenger RNA. RefSeq names its product general odorant-binding protein 84a. Bases 41 to 541 code for a protein of 166 amino acids. Gene Ontology annotation, molecular function: odorant binding. The record is from RefSeq and is a predicted model, not a curated record. Lineage: Eukaryota; Metazoa; Arthropoda; Insecta; Diptera; Culicidae. The transcript is spliced from 3 exons.